AUGAUGACACAGAAAAAGGCUAGUCCCGCCGCACCUCCAGUAGACCGGGAUGGCUGUUUAUGCCGCCAGCAGGGGGUAGGUUUCUCCCGUCAAUAUGCGGUGGGGACUGUGAUCAGUGAAAUGGUCUUUGCGAGCAGCAGAUUUGACCCCAUAUACAAGAAGCCCUGUUUGCCCCUUGGCGCAAGGACAGAGAUUCACCUCUAUCAGCCGCUGUUUCGGUGAAUGCUUGAGGCGUGCCGCCACUUUUUUGAAGCUUUUAUCAAAAAGCUGAUUCUUUCGAGGCCAAAAGUAAUUGUUCAUGCGUCCCCGCCCCCCGGGCGCAUUACCCGCCGGAUUCGACGCACGGUUCAUGAACACUGCUGCUGCUCUCGGAAGUUUCCUGUACCAACCAAACAGCUGUGUUGCACGUGUGCUACCUGGGGUCUACCGUACGUCAGCCACUGCGUCCUUGCCGAUAUCUCAUCGUCUCGGUCCACUCUUGCCGCAGUACGGGAAUAGGGAUACCGUGCAUGUGAGGAGAGUAGUGUUGGCACAGCGGUGGUGGUGUUGGUGGUGGUGGUAGUGGUGGUGGUGGUGUUGGCGGCGGCGGCGGCGGUGGUGGUGGUGUGAAUAGGGAUACCGUGCGUGUGAGGAGACGGUAAUUUAAGUAUAGCGCAAGUCGCUUCUCUGUAAUCGAUAGUGGACGGCGCUGUUGGUGGUGGCUGAGGUGGUGAUCUUUUUUGGCUGUCACGUACAGUGGGUGAUGUGUUCACUAAAGUGCCAACUGAAAUUCCGCAAUCUGCUUUCGAUUAGGAAGGGUUACUUAAGUGCGGUUGUAAUGACUGAUUAUUAUGCAGCAGGAUUCCAAGGCAUUUCUGUCGCGCCCGUAUGCCGGCUUUCGCAUGCACUUCUUUCGGACCGCCUCCGAAAACCGCACUCUCAAAAUUGAUUUUUCUCAUGUAGUACUACUAGUUUUUCCCUUUUUUUCGAUGCCUUUGUGAAUUCAAGCGCACUUUGUAGAAAACGUUCGCAAAAUAUUCCUUUUUGCACCCACUUAGUCGAAAAUUGCGUCAUCUAAUUUCUUAUUUGAAGAAUGAUUAGCCACCAGUUUAAAAAGUACAUAGAUGCCGAGAUAAUUCUGAGCACGACCUGCCGUCGCGCUUGCAUCCAAGGUCUCCGAACCACAAGCUGCACACCUUCCAUCUAGGGAAAAUCAUGCAUUGCCCUAUGUUAUUAAGAAGAUGCCAUAUAGAGUUUAUAAAAUUUUGCAAUGAAUAUGAACCAUGUUGCAUACCUUAGAAAAGCCUUACUAAACCGACUGAGACGGUCUUACAAAGUCCCAUUUGUGCAAACUCUUAUAACCGAAACACGCCAUUUCUUUGAGCAUAACAUUUAAGAAAGACAUGAUUUGCCUGUCGUACUAAAGGAAUCGUAAAUCUUCGAAAUGAUCGUGCUACUUAAGUUGUCAUUUCUUCACAGUUUGCUUUAUGCAGGCGGCCGGAAGAAUGCGCAUUCAAACGCCGACAUCCUAGCUUAACUGAAAUGUAUUUCUUCCAGUUGUAAAAAGCAUUUUUGAAAUUGGGAUACGUCAUCUACUGCUCACACUACUAAAAUCGUAGUUUUCCCCGACGCAAUUUACUUAGGGAGCUGAAAAAAAAACACCCAAGAACCACCAUACUCUAUUGCGCGAAUGUAUUUGAGAUUGUUCCACGUAUGGAGGCUUCAAAAUCUCAGUAAGGUCAUUUCCCCGUCAAUGUUUCCCGCAUUUCCACACAUGCUGUGCGCUUAUUCUGAUAUCGACAGAUUUCCUAAAGUUCGCUUCAAGAAUUUAUUCGAUAACUGCAAGCCACUGGUCAUGUCUCCUGCGAAAACCUAGCACCUAAAUCUCAUUUAAACCAUGAUUUUCCGUCCUUUUAAGUUGUUUCUUUUCGGAGGACAUACUACGGAAACUGUUUAAAAUUGAAUUUCUCCGUCCAUUCUAUUUAUAAGAACACUUUUUUGUGCGUCUGAAUGUAUAUGAGUGUAUAGAGUGUUCUCACAGCACUCUGAUUUCUCAGUCGCAGGCGUUUGUUAAUUUUCGCACACGCGCGCACGGUUAUCUUAGUUUCCCCACAUCUGCAGGGCUUUUCAAACCUCUCUUACGUAGGAUUGCGCUCAAUCAGUGCAGAUUCUGGCGCCUCCAGUUGUGAUUUAGACUCUGUUUCUGUGAAUUUAGAUACUACCGGCAGAGAGGCUGGCCUUGGCUCGGGCCUUGGCUUCGCCGACCUUGCAGUCGGGCUGCCUUCCACAGAUCUUUUUCCGCCUCACCUCUACCACCUCAGACACAGAUGCUCCACUCGGUUUGGCGGCCAACCGCCUCCUCUUCCAUGUGCCGCGUCUUCGAAAUCCCCUGCGUCGGGGCGAGGGUCUCGGAGGUGCGGUGGCCGGUCGGCUCUCCUACCUGCGUCGCUGCGUCACCGCGCUGGUGGACCAAGAACGCAUAGAGUUGCCCUGGCCCGUUGCCACGGAGACGCGGCAGUACUGCGAACGGCUGAUUCAGGAGGCUCUGCGGACAGAGCUGGUGACGGGUGAUUUGUCGAAGAUUAGCGACUUGGAGGAGCUCUUCGGCCCCCGCUGGCAACAGGCUCCGGAACUGAGCGCUUUCCUGGAGCUCUCGGCCUUUUGGCUGCAACGACCAGAGCUCAUCACAAAGAUGCUUAAGGUGUGAUUCUCAAACAUUUCGCAUUUGUUUUGACCUGAUUUACAUCCUGCCUACUUUGCCGUGUCUCCUUAUUACUCGAAUUUCAGUCUGUGAUCAACAUCCAUCAACAGCUGUUGUCUGAUUGGGAAAACCAUUUUGCCUGCAAAAAAGUGACAGACUAUAUUCUGGACAGUUCGAUUCCGACAUUUUGACCGUCGUUGCCGACGAUGUCCACCGUGUGCUCCACCGAAAGCUGAAGCAUACAGGGUGACUUGCUCGUGAAUUAGUUUAUAGUAGAUGUAGACUUGCGCAGCACCUACCACACCCUCUCCUCCCCGCUCCUCACCUGGACCCGGUGUCAAGACAGAGUCAGGAAUACCGGAGGCGGAGGAAAGCGCAGGUGGACGGCGCCGUCGAGCCUGCGCCUUGGCGUUCCACUCCAUACCCCCUGGUCCGCGCAGCGAAUGACCAGGUUUUUUGACCGUCAACAACAACACCCCAACAGGGGUCAGAAGGACGAGGAUGAUGGCUGGACAGCCAUGUCCACCACUUUUAUACCCAGCAAAAACGCAAGCGCAUUAACCGGCAGGGAACCAGGUGUCAGGGAACUGCCAGCGCAUGCAAGGCUGGGAUGGCCAUUGUUUUCUGAUACUGGCGUAGCACACGCAUACGAACCUUUUGACCCAGAAGGUCGACACGUGGUCCUGCAUUUAGCCCGGGCCGUCACCCUUCAAGGUUGGGUAACCGAACAGUCAUCGACUGAGACGCACUACCCAUAAGGCAGUUCGAUCCCACUCGAGUGCACGCUCACACUCUCAGUCCGUCCCACAUUUAGAUCUGGGGGGGGCCUCUGGACGAACUGUGGCAAAGAAAAAGGAGGCUGUCCUGGCGAUAAUACCUGCGGAGAAUCUUUUGACAUUUCAACCAUUAGUUUCGACCAUGUCCACCGUGUACACCGCACAGCAAGGUGAAAACGGGGACGGUGGCUUACGCCGGAAUUAGUUCAUAGUGAUAGUAGGCUUGCGCCGCAUCUACCGCACUCUCACCUCCACUACCUGGAUGCGGUGUCAAGACAGAGUCAGGAAGACCGGAGAUGGAGGGAGGGCGCAGGUGACUGGCACGGCGUAAACCCUCACCUAGGCGUACCACCCCCGGUCCACUUAACCAGCAUUUCAAACAACAAAUAAUGGGAGGACGGCAGAGACCUCAGUAAACGUAAAUCCGCAACUGUUCCUGUCGGCAUUUGUCAUGGGUACGCAUUCCAAAAGACGCUUACCGUAAUCCGAUGUAGCCCCCGUGUCGGUCCAACGCAUCUACCAUGUCUACCGUUCUGGGGUGCACGGGGAAUCUCUUACUGGAGCAUAUACCGCCAAGCACAUAUUCGUGUAGUUCCUAUUGCUUUCACUGCAUCCUUAAACCUGGUUGGAACUGGCGCCAGGAGACCUCCGUAGACGCUGACCAGGACCAGUGCGUCUGUACAGGAGGGCGCAUUAUCAGCUGCCAGAUAACCGCCGUUCGACAGGGUUGUAUCCUGCCACCCCUUCUGUUCAACUAUGCUAUGGACUGGAUCCUCGAGAGGUCUCUAUACGAGGGUGACGGCUUUGAGUUUGCACCCGGACACCGGCUGACUGAUCUCGACUAUGCCGAUGAUAUCGCCUUACUUGCUCCAAAUUUUGGUGAUCUGCAGUCUGCGGUGUCACGGGUGAACGAGGUCGCUAAAUCGGUCCAUAAACGCUGGGAAGACUAAAGCGUCUUCAAGCUGCAUCCCUGACCAGGAGAAGGCACUCCUCGGGAUUUAUGGCUGUCAACUUGAAGAAGUGGACAGUUUUAAAUACCUCGAGGCGAGGCUGCUGCCUAAUGGACAGAGUAAGGACGACAUCGUCUCCAGAACCAAUGCUGCCUGCUGGGUUUUCUCAAGCCUUCGGAAAUGCCCAUGGACCCGACCUGACCUCUCCAUCGCCACUAAAAUUAGCGUGUACCGUGCAUCUCUCCGGCAUGUCCUUCUCUACGGUUGUGAUUGCCGGGCUGUACGUGUGGAGGACGAGCGAAAACUGGAGGUAUUUGACCACCACUGCUUGAGGACCAUCCCUUGAGUGAAGUUGACCCACUUCGUCUCAAAUGGGACAGUCCGCGCUCAUUGCGACAACAUCGCAAGGAUAACUCAGGCCAUCAAAGAAAGACGACUGAGGUGGUUUGGGCAUGUUCUGCGUCGUCCACCUCAGGAGCUCACUGUUACUGCCCUUGAUCCGGCACCAUUGCCCCAUUGGAGGCGUCGAAGAGGGGGUCAACUCAAAACCUGCCUAGACACAGACAGUCAAGACAUGGAGGUGGUUCUUGGACCUUCGGUAUUCGGUCUACUUCGUUGGCGAAGGGAAUGGGUUGGGCUGUCCAGAUCUGCUGCCGCGGAUCGUCACGCGUGGCGAGGUACAGUUCGUGACAUCAGCGAGGCUGGCUAGACCAGGCAUGAUCGCAGCCGUAUCAAGUACAAGUAACCACCGUAGCGAAAGCCAACCAGCAAGAUAGCACAAUCAACGGAACUGCUUUCAACAAUGAGCAGCCCAUGUCGGCCGGUGUACGUGCAACACCUGCGACUGCAGUGCGAGACACUUCGGAUGGAGAAUUCGGUGUGGCAGGUGUGAAGCCUUGGGUCCAAGUACGCUCCAUCAGUUACAUUUGUCACAGUCCCACUGUGGAAUCUGUCCCUUCCGGUCGAUAACCCUUUAGGUUGUCGCCACCUCCCCCCCUUGCGGUGAUGCGAAUGAGGUGCCAAUUUUGGGAUUUAUCAUGCAAACUCGCCUUAGCAAAUCGAAACAGGUAGGCCCGAUUUACUGAAAGAGGUUUAGCUAAGAUACCCCUUUUAAAGAGGAAGUCUAAUCUGUUCAAUUCACUGGUAAUGUUUAAACUCAAAAUUCCUACAGUCACCCCCAGGGCGUGCAUUCUAACUAUCACAGCUUCCCGCGUAUUCCAGGUUCUGGUGCCACGCUACCGAUUCUACAACCGCCCCUUCACCCAACUCUAUCGACUCCAACGGCCUCCCUACCCCGACAAGUUUGCCUACAUUGCCCAGGGCUUUGGUGUCCUCGAACUGCAUGGGAACCCCUGGCCGCCGAUUGGUGCUCCCCACUUGCCCAAACCGGUCGCCGCCGCCACCGGCUCCCCUAUCUCCACGCAGCCCUUCAAGGAGAAGUACUUUAUCAAUAUCCUGGUGAAUGCAGCACGCCAGGCCAACGCCCAAUCAAAACGGCGCUCCUAUCCGCACUCGUAG
Messenger RNA from Spirometra erinaceieuropaei, 5924 nucleotides. NCBI's taxonomy places the organism in Eukaryota, Metazoa, Platyhelminthes, Cestoda, Diphyllobothriidea, Diphyllobothriidae. The record is from the annotation of a GenBank genome assembly.